CGUAUGCGUGGCGGAAGCUCCAAGGUAUUUCCGACCAGGUGUGGCGGAGGCUCUAUUAUAUAUUUCCGGCUAAGUGUGGCGGAAUAGCCCAAGUCUUUCCGUCCGAGUGGACUCUGGCGCUGAGGUCGCUGUUAUGUGCCUGGUGUGACGCACGGUCCCCUUCUUGCCCCGGCAUGGUGUUGGGGGAUGCCGCGGUGGACGGUGCACUUGGAGGGGGGUCCGCGCAGGGUGAAUCAUGCUGCGGUGGCUGUGGGACAUCAGGUGUUUUCCUUUGGGGGUUACUGCUCAGGAGAGGACUACGACACUCUGCGCCAGAUCGAUGUGCAUGUCUUCAACGUUGUGUCUCUUCGAUGGAGGAAGCUCCCACCUGCCUCCUGCUCUCCAUCGAAGGUCCCGUACAUGAGAUACGGACACACCGCUGUACUGAUCGAUGAUGUCAUCUAUAUAUGGGGCGGCCGUAAUGAUACCGAAGGAGCCUGCAAUGUCCUUUAUACAUUUCACACAGGAAAUCAUCAGUGGGCAACUCCCGGUGUUACUGGUCGGAUUCCUGGAGCACGAGAUGGCCACUCAGCCUGCGUCCUGGAAAGGACUAUGUAUAUCUUUGGAGGAUAUGAACAGAUGGCUGACUGCUUCUCCAAUGAUAUCCACAAACUGGACACUAAGUUCAUGAACUGGUCCCUUGUCAAUGCCAAGGGAACCCCUGCUCGCUGGAGGGAUUUUCACUCGGCCACAGUGAUUGGGAAUCGGAUGUUUGUAUUUGGUGGUCGGGCGGACAGAUCGGGGCCGUUUCACUCCAACAACGAGAUUUACUGCAACCGAAUCUGUGUGUUUGACUUGGUGACAGAGAGCUGGGUAGAGGCUCCGCAGAGUACCCCACCGCUGGAGGGAAGGAGAAGCCACUCGGCAUUUGCGUACCGUGGAGAGCUGUAUGUCUUCGGUGGAUAUAAUGCUCGGCUGAACCGUCACUUUCAAGAUCUGUGGAAAUAUACCCCAGAGCUGGGGCGCUGGGUCCGCAUGGAGGUUCAGGGGAAGGGACCAUGUGCCCGACGCAGACAGUGCUGUUGCAUUGUGGGAGACAAGAUCUUGCUCUUUGGGGGCACCAGCCCGUCUCAGGAUCAGGAUAUCCAGGAUGGGUUUUACCUGAUGGAUCACUCGGACCUGUAUAUUCUGGACUUCAGUCCCAGCCUGAAGACUCUGUGUAAACUGGCCGUAUUACACUAUAACUUGGACCAGUCCUGCCUGCCCCAUGAUAUUCGGUGGGAGUUAUCCGCGAUGACGACCAACAGCAACAUCAGCCGCCCCCUGCUGUCUUCUCAUGGAUAGCGUGGCUCUGACCUCACGCAUCUUACAGCGACUUUUUGUACGGUAUCUCCUUAUCCUUUAUUAAUGAGACUCCUGUGCCGCCUUCUCAGAGCUGCAAUCUGUAAUCAAAAGACGGUAAAACAUGCACUUCUCCCCACGCUGAUGCUGAACGGACGGCUCCUGCCUGCAUACAUUGCGUUCAGGAGGGUUCGCUUUUAUUUGAUGCAUCUACAUUUCUUUCCAAGGCUCUCGGGGGGGCCCGACGUGCCGGUGCUGACUGCGGAUAAACACCCAAGUGUGUGAGGUGCCUGCGUUGCCUUAAUGAACAUGGACGACUGGAUUUGGGCGCUGCGCCCGCUUGCGUGCCAGCGUUCCCAAUGAGUGGGACAUCCGCUGUGAUCGUCAACAGCCAAGAGAUAAGUCAAGCAGUUUCCAGACUGUUGGCAGCUAUGAAAUAUAUAUUUGAUGUGAGACAUGCUCUGAAGCGUUAGGGCCACAUUAACCAACAUGAUUAUGCCGAGUGAUAUCCACAGGGUCUUCAGCCAUCCCACCUGGACACGACUUGCCCCACCCACAUCAAUAAAAAUGUAUAAUUUAAAUAAAAAAUAAAUCAAUCAUU
This is a messenger RNA of Spea bombifrons (plains spadefoot toad), 1921 nucleotides long. RefSeq names its product kelch domain containing 3 (gene KLHDC3). NCBI's taxonomy places the organism in Eukaryota, Metazoa, Chordata, Amphibia, Anura, Pelobatidae. The record is from RefSeq and is a predicted model, not a curated record. The coding region runs from base 187 to 1323 and encodes 378 amino acids. Gene Ontology annotation, cellular component: cytoplasm. The transcript is spliced from 11 exons. Gene Ontology annotation, molecular function: chromatin binding; protein binding.